Molecule: messenger RNA, 3975 nt
Organism: Betta splendens (Siamese fighting fish)
Lineage: Eukaryota; Metazoa; Chordata; Actinopteri; Anabantiformes; Osphronemidae
Product: interleukin-18 receptor 1-like
Exons: 15
Coding region: 658-2736 (692 amino acids)
Biological process (GO): signal transduction
Molecular function (GO): interleukin-1 receptor activity
Source: RefSeq, a predicted model, not a curated record
CAUUGACACCGCAUCAUCAGCAGCACAGAGACAGAUGCUGAUUCAUGGGAGAAGUCUUGUGAUACUCAUUGCAUCUGUCAGUCAUCAGGGGAAUUAUUCAUGCUCUCUGAAGUAAGAACUUGUGCAAGUUUGUCAUCUGUCUAACAAGCUAGAGUCUGUAGUUGUUUUUUUUUAUUUAUAUCCUGCCAAAUCACAACAAAGUUAUCUCAAGGCACUUUACAAAGUAAGGUUUAAGACCUCACAACUAAACCCAACAGAUCCCGCAUACAGCAAGCAUUUAAUUUGACAGCAACAGUGGAGAGGAAAAACUCCCUCUCUAAUGAGGAAACCUCAAGCAGAACCAGGCUGGAUGUGGGCGGUCAUCUGCCUCAAGAGAGAGAGAAAGAGAGAAAGAGAGAGAGAGAAAAAGAGAGAGAGAAGCACAGCAACAACAACAAGCAACAGCAGAGCACAGGCUGAAUGGUUUGACCAGGGACUGGACACAGGCAGGAUGGUUGGAUCCGCAGCUGCCCAUCACAGACACAUAGCUCUGAGUCGAAUGAUACCUGUAGUAAUUCGAGUAGGCACUUCGGGUUCAGGCUCGCAGUGGACGCCACAAAGAGCGCAGAGAGUAACGACAAGUACCUUGUGGUUUGUGAUACACAAGAGUCCUGCACAAUGACGUGUCCUGAAGUAAACAUCGCCGACCUACGUGCCCUGAACAUUUUCAGCCUUAAUGGCAGCGUUUGGCGUGAGAAAGGAAAGCCACUGCCAAACAAAGGUUACUUCUCAACUGUUGAAGAGAAAGACCAAGGUGACUACACCUGUACCAGAUCCUACCUGCACAACGGUCACGUGUAUAACAUGACCUUUACAGUAGAACUCAGUGUCCAACAAAAAAGAAAAGCAGGGAAAUCACGCAUACUUUCUCCAUCCAAAGAUUUUUAUGUAGAUUUAGGCUCAGAAGUGGUGAUCGACUGUGAAGCUGUUCUAUAUUCAGACUUUGAUGAGGUGUUCUGGUUACGUGACUCCUCAUUUGUGGCACAAAAUAAAAGCUUGCCAGUUUUCUACACCUAUCGCACGAGUGAGAGUGACGAUGGAGAAAUUCACGCCACAGCAUCGCUGGUCUUUAAAAAAGUGUCAGAGGAGGAUCUGUCAGGACAGUACAGGUGCAAACUGGAUUCUGUGUUAGAACGGUCUCAUUUUGUUACCAUCACCCUCAUCAAUAAAGGUGUGUGUCUCCAGAAAGCAGAGGAGGUAUAUGUCCAGGCUGGUGAGAUGGCGGUGCUGCUGUGCCCCUAUCACAAAUGUAAAAGUAAUAGCACAGUAGUCUGGACCGGUUACACCCACCAGCAGACUAGGGUCCUCACUGACAUGUCGGUAGAUGAGCAGGACCAGCUGGGGAUGCUGGUUCAUGGCAGGAGCCUUGUGGUUUUCAGUGCAGCUGCGAACAUUGAAGGGAACUACUCCUGCUCUCUGAGGAACUCCACAUGCCAGUCCUGGUUCAGCGUGAUCGUGUACUCCACACAGCCUGAAGAGAGGAACAAGUACACUGGCAUCUGUUAUACGCAAGAGUCCUGCACUUUGACAUGUCCUGAAGUGAACAUCCCUGAAGCAGGAACCCUCAAUAUUACCAACUUUAACAGCAUCAUGUGGCGCAAGGAAGGUAAGCCAUUGCCAAACAAAGGUUACUUCUCAACUGUUGAAGAGAAAGACCAAGGUGAUUACACCUGCACCAGAUCCUACCUGCACAACGGUCACGUGUAUAACAUGACCUUUACAGUAGAACUCAGUGUCCAACCAAAAGUACCCCAGAAAACGGAAGCUAUCACUUCCCCAAAGAACAAAGAUGUGUUUGAAGUAGAACUGGGCUCAACAGUGGUGAUAAACUGUACAGCUGUUCUGUAUUCAGAUUUUGAUGAGAUUAUCUGGUUGAGUGACUCAUCAUUUGUGGAACAAAAUCACAGCUUCCCUGUUUUCUACAACUACACCAGGAAGGAUUAUUCGAAGGAAACAAAGGCUACAGCGUCUCUAGUCUUCAAAAACGUGUCUGAGGAGGAUCUGUUGAGGAGUUAUACGUGUAAACUGGAAUCUUCAUCUGUGAACCCGUACGUCGUCAUCUACCUGGUUCAGAAAGCUCGUCCCUCUCACGUCUCCCUGUUUGUCGUCAUUGCCUGCAUGGUUGUGGCGAUGACCGUGAUAGUAGUCAUCUACGUGAAGUUUAAGGUGGACAUGACUCUUUUGGUUAGGGACACUCUUGGCUGUUGGAAACCCCCCUCAGAUGGAAAGAGCUACGACGCUUUCUUGUUGUGUUACAACAGUCACACAGAUGCUGGACUGAAAGACUGUGACAGAAAAUGGCUGGAGGGUAUUUUAGAGUCCUGCUACGGUUAUAGUCUGUGUCUCUGUGAGCGUGACGUGUUACCAGGAGAAGCUGAAGUAGAGGCGGUGUUGGACUGCAUAGAGAAGAGCAGGACCGUGGUUUUGGUUCCCGCCUCUUCAGACUCUGAUCCAGGAUCUGGUCUACUCAGUGCCAUUCAUGCCGCCCUCGUAGAGCGUCAGUCUCACUUGGUUUCCAUCAAAACGGAGUCGGGUGUGUUACCAGAGGCCCUGCACCAUCUCGUCAAGGCUGGCGAUUCUGUCACCUGGAGGGGCCCCGGCUCCAUGGCAACCUCCUCCCCCUUCCUCAAGCAGCUGCGCUAUUAUCUCCCUGCCCCACAGCAUCCACCAAAACCCAGACCCCAGACAGUGUGGUGAAAUGUUUGAUCAACUUAAAAUGACUUAAAUGUGUUCAUUUCAAUGUUGAUGUAUGAGCUCAAUCAUGUUUCUGCUUUGUACUCAGGCCACUUUUACUGGCAGCUGCUGCUGUAAUAUAUAUUAAAAUGUGUCCUUUUAGUAAAUUAGCCAAGAAUCCACAAGCCUGUAAACACACAAUUAUUAUUAUUACUGUGUUGCUUUUCACUAAUGCUUUUGAGAUAAAUUUUUAGUCUUUAUUCAUGCAAAAUUUAAAUUAUCAAAUUAUAAGAUGUGCUUUAUUGAUCCUCAUGGGGGAAUUGUUUUCUCUGCAUUUGACCCAUACUCACAAAAGGAGUAGCAGCGAGCAGUGACGCGAGGCGUUCAGGGAGCUAGUGUGCUCAAGGACACAUCCAGCCUGGUUCUGCUGGAGGUUUCUUCCUCAUUAGAGAGGAAGUUCUUCCCCUCCACUGUUGCUGUUAAAUCGUAAUUAAUUACAAUUAAAGGCUUGCUGUAUGUGGGAAUUGUCUGUGCUGGGCCAUUGGCAUCUCCACUGCCAACAUCAUUAGACUUUUUGCUUGAUGGAACUGUUUGAAUCACUUAGCGGAUGAACGGAGGAAACGACGUAAGAGGAUGAUUUGCUUUCUGUCACGGUUUGGUCCUGUUGUUGGGUCAUGCCUUUACUUAGUCAGUCUUUCCUUAGUCACACUGUGUGCCACACACAAGAUGUGCAGAGGUUAGAGUCAAGAAUAGUGCUUUACUAGUAAUCUACCCACCCUUGUUCUGUUCAGCCAUGUUCAGCUAGACCCUGUCUGCCAUCUUAGACGUGAAACCAAACCACCAGACCACCCUUUGUGGGAAACAUUUACCUAUUUUCCCACAUGCAAAUUUAAUUGACGUCUAUGUGCCCUUAUAUUUCAUAGCUGCAGCCAGCGGUGCAUUAUGGGCGUGGCAGCCGCAGUGACUUCAAUAAAUGAUUGUUGCAUGUAUUGUACACUGUUGAUUUAACGAGUGUUUGUAUGUUGUAAGCUGCUGACUUGUAACAAGGAUAAAGCUCUUCAAGCCUUUUUUAGUCUUGUCAGUAUAUUAUCAGUAUAUUAUUCAUUAUAUCAGGAUCCCUGUGGAAAACAGGGAAGCGACCAUGCUCCCUUCCUGUUUUUUCACUCUGUUUACAAUUAUUCAGUCAAUUUCACUCACCCAUUUCUCUUCCUACUUCAUUCACUGUUACUUUUUUUUAUUAUUAAAGUGACUUGUUUGGCCCAA